GGUUAGUGUGCAAUCAAUUUUACAAUGCAUUUUAAAUUCACAUUAUUCCUCACCGUAUUUGGCCUGACUUCUUUGGCCAAUGCGGUAGAAUUCGUUCAAAUCGGCAAUAAAAGUUACUACUUUGAAACCAAAGAGUAUAGGAAUUGGUACGACGCUGCCCAAUCUUGUCACCAGAUAAACGCUGAUCUCAUAUCCUUUGAAACCUACUUGGAGUGGCACUACAUCAAUUUCUAUCUUUGGACCAACAAUAUCGACGACAUUUAUUGGACCUCUGGAACAGACUUGGCUGAACAGGGCAAACAUCGGUGGUUCGAGACUGGAAAUCCCAUUGAUCUGGAAAUUUGGUAUCCGGGAGAACCUAAUAAUAUGGGGGGCGAUGAGCAUUGCGAUGAAAUUGGAUCGAAACGAUAGAUCGUAAAAAGCCAUGCAUUGAAUGACAAUAACUGCAAAAUUCCGAGGCGGUAUAUUUGCGAGGCACGCUCUGUAAACUCUGUUAAGGACAUGGACCUAGUCAAUUAAUUAAAUUAGGAAAUAAUUUAAUUACACUGUGUUAAAGUUAUCUGUUGUAUUUAAAAGGUGCUCUUAUAAAAACUCAGUUAUUUCAAACU
Messenger RNA from Drosophila ananassae, 608 nucleotides. Its product is annotated as C-type lectin 37Da. Lineage: Eukaryota; Metazoa; Arthropoda; Insecta; Diptera; Drosophilidae. Bases 25 to 411 code for a protein of 128 amino acids. The record is from RefSeq and is a predicted model, not a curated record. The transcript has a single exon.